Messenger RNA from Paramisgurnus dabryanus, 2631 nucleotides. RefSeq names its product protocadherin gamma-A5-like. Gene Ontology annotation, molecular function: calcium ion binding. Gene Ontology annotation, cellular component: plasma membrane. The record is from RefSeq and is a predicted model, not a curated record. Lineage: Eukaryota; Metazoa; Chordata; Actinopteri; Cypriniformes; Cobitidae. Gene Ontology annotation, biological process: homophilic cell-cell adhesion.
ACUAUUGUAUUGUGAUAAGCAAUAAAGAUGUAGCCCAUCCCCUUGAAAUGUGGUGCGCAGGGCUGUUCUGUUCGUUUGCAUUGUGAUAAGAUAUCCAGCUUAUAUCACUAGCAGCAGGAUAACGGUGCUGUACAAAUAACCGAUACAUUUCUCAUCUGUGUUAAACGAAUGGAUUACUUUAAAUACACGGUGUCAUGAAUGAGUAACGUGUAAGUGUUUGUGUUAAGCCGUUUAAAAAGAUCCUUAACGAUGGAAGCCGAGAGACAAAGGCGCAUAUGGGAGUACUGGUGGAUUGCUUUGUGUUUUUCUUCGAUGCUGAGUUUCGGGCAGCGUGUUUCAUCCCAAAUAAGAUACUCUGUUCCAGAGGAGGUUAACGAGGGAUAUGUCGUGGGAAAUAUUGCUAAGGAUCUAGGUCUUGAUGCGAAUAAUUUGGUGAACAGACGGUUCCGUAUUGUCUCUGGAUCUACAGAUGCCUUUUUUCAGGUAAAUCAAAACAAUGGCGAAUUGUAUGUUAGUAAGAAAAUCGACAGAGAAGCCUCGUGCGACGGAAAUAGCGUUUGUUUGAUAAAUUUAAAAAUCGCCGUUGAAGAUCCACUUGAAAUACAUUAUGGUGCAGUGGAAAUUACAGAUGUGAAUGACCACAGUCCUCGCUUCCCCGAAAAAGAGCAACAUUUUGAAAUGGCUGAAAACACAGUCGCAGGUGCACGUUUUGAACUCCAAACUGCAAGAGAUGAUGACAUUGGAAGUAAUUCUAUCCGGUCUUAUAAACUCGGAAAGAACAAUUAUUUUGAUUUAGAAAUGAGAGAUGGUGACGAAGAGGAAAAAAAUCCAAUCUUGGUUUUACUUAAGCCGUUAGACAGAGAGCAAAAUUCAGAACACAGACUCGUGUUGACCGCUGUGGAUGGAGGCAACCCCCCGAAAUCAGGCACUUUAAAUAUUAAUAUUACUGUUCUUGAUAUAAAUGACAACCGCCCGGUAUGUAGUAAAGAUUUAUAUUCAAUUACCCUUCCAGAAAACAUCCAAAUAGGCACAGUUAUAGCACAAGUUAACGCUACUGAUUCUGAUGAAGGUUUAAAUGGGGAGGUUAUGUACACACUUGGUAAAACUAGUAGACGAAAAGUGCAUGAAACAUUUAGCCUUGAUAGUGCCACUGGUGAAAUUCAAAUCAAAGAACCAAUUGAUUUUGAGGAGAAUGAGGUACACAGAUUGACAGUCCAGGCCACAGAUAAGGGCCAACCACCGAUGACCACUGACUGCAGAGUCAUUAUAAAAAUCACAGACGAGAACGACAAUAAUCCCGAGAUAGACGUGACUUCACUUUCCAACGUAAUUUCUGAGGAUUCAAAACCCGGCACUGUAAUUUCGCUGAUCAGUGUGACAGAUAAAGACUCUGGUGUUAACGGUAAAUUUAUAUGUAGUAUUGCAGACAAUGUUCCUUUUGAGUUAAAACCAUCAGUUCAAGAAAAUAUGUAUUCUUUAGUAACUAAAGAGCGCUUGGACAGGGAACUUGUCUCAGAUUAUAAAAUCACAAUUAAAGCUAUUGAUUUAGGUCAGCCGCCUCUUUCUUCCUAUAAAACCAUUACAAUACAGGUGGCUGAUGUUAAUGAUAACAAACCAGAGUUUAUCAGAAGUCCCUUUGAGCUCUAUUUAGUGGAAAAUAAUACACCAGGUGCGUCAGUUUUCUCUGUGGGUGCGUCAGACAAAGAUCUUAAUGAAAACGCAAUUAUUACAUACAAUAUAAUAAGAGGCGAUCAGACACAAACUGAUAUGGCUUCGUUCCUUAAUAUAAACCCUGAAACGGGCGUAAUUUCUGCACUUAAACGUUUUGACUUUGAAACUGUUAAAACGUUUCAGUUCUACGUGCUCGCUACAGACUCUGGAUCUCCAUCUCUGAGCAGUAAUGUGACAGUGAACGUGUUUAUUCUGGAUCAGAACGACAAUGUUCCAGUGAUCUUAUAUCCAGUGAGUGCUAAUGGUUCUGCUGAGGGUGUGGAGGAGAUUCCCCGCAAUGCGAACGCAGGUCAUUUGGUGACUAAAAUCAGAGCAUAUGACGCAGAUAUAGGAUACAACGGCUGGUUGUUAUUUUCACUGCAGGAAGUUAGUGAUCACAGUCUGUUUGGUUUGGACCGCUAUACAGGACAGAUAAGAACCCUUCGCUCAUUCACAGAAACAGACGAGGCCCAUCAUAAACUGGUCAUACUGGUGAAAGACAAUGGGAACGUUUCUCUCUCAGCAACAGCGACUGUGAUUGUGAAAGUUGUGGAGCCUAAAGAGGCUUUUGCAGCUUCUGAUGUUACAAACGCAGUAAAAGACGAGGAGGAAAACAACGUGACGUUUUAUUUGAUCAUCACAUUGGGCUCUGUGUCAGUGCUUUUUAUCAUCAGUAUCAUCGUGUUGAUUGUAAUGCAGUGCUCGAAAUCUUCAGACUAUUCGUCCAAGUAUUUACAAGAUGUGAAUUACGACGGGACUCUGUGUCACAGCAUUCAGUACAGAUCUGGAGACAAACGGUACAUGCUAGUUGGACCCAGAAUGAGUGUCGGUUCUACUUUAGCACCUCACAGUAAUAGGAAUACUCUAGUGAUACCAGAUCGCAGGAGGAGAGAUUCUGGAGAGGUAAGAUACAGGUUUUGA